UGGGGCUAGCUUGCACCGCAUGCGGACCACGUUUUUGCAGACAAAAUGCUACCAGCAAAAAGGACUGUCACUCUUCUGGGGGUUAUCGAGAGGCGCUAAACUAACAGUGUUAUCUAAACAAUAGCUAUCCUUUGCUUUUGCACGCUGUAUAUUGCUUAUUGAGAAAUGGUAGUUUAUUCUGGAACGAUUAGUUGUUUAUAUAAACUAGAAACAACAGAAUUGACUGGACUUCCAGGAGGAGCACGCUGCAUGUCCUUACAAGGAGUUGCAUUAACUUGCACCUGUGAAAACACUUAAAGUUGACUCAAAGUUCAGAUGGGCGUGUCACUGAUAAUUGUUAUUAGCAGUGGAGCUGGAGGGUGGGGCUCGCUAUUCUGCAACAGCAAGCAACACUAUGGAGCCUCUUUCACGUUUGAAUAUCUUCCUUCUGCAUAUCUCUCUCCUGAUAGUAGGAAAUGCAAUAAAUGAAGCUUCAGCACAGCAGUGUGGUCCACCUAAUUUAGUGUCUGCUACUCCUCAAUACAAUGCAACAGCAUCUAGUGAUCCACUUGUUAUGAAUUGUAUGGGUGCUACUCUGCCUGCUAUUUUCAAGUGGGAAUUCAAUGGUAACAUUGUUCCUUCUGCCGUCGAAUUCCUUUAUGUGGUCCAGUCAGUGAUGGAGGGUGGAGUUUAUAGGUGUGGCUACGACAACAUUAAUUGUCUUGGUGGGACAAUAUGGUCUACUGGAUUUAUCACAGUUAUAACUCAACCUGUUAUAUCAGUAAGCACUGGACCAGUUAGUGUGAUGCAAGGAGAUACAGUGACAGUCCAUUGCAAUGUCACUAGUGGUUAUCCUGCUCCUUCAAUCACUUGGUACAAUGGCUCUGGUGAUAGUUUGGGGCAUGUUUCACCAUUGACAGUGACAGCUGGAUCUAACGAUACUCUAACUUGCAUAGCAACCAACACAGCUGGUUAUGCUUCAGGGAACAUUCCAAUCACUGUCACUAUUAUUCCUCAAACAUUGUCGUCUUCUAUUCAAUCUUCAACUGUUGCUACUUCUUCUUCCAGCAGUCCUCCAUCAACUACAGCCAUCAGCUCCAGUAUUAGUAGCAAUAGUAGCAUUCCUGCCAGUAGCAGCAGCCAAACCAGUUCUACUACAAUAGUUCCUACUUCUACGUCAACUUCUCUCUACCAUUCGUCUUCAUUUUCCUCUUCCUCCUUGACGACCAGUAUCCCCUCCAUAGCAACCAGUGUACCGACGCCUACCAGUACUGUGGAGGAAAGCUCCGGUGGCUUAACAACGGACAGUAUUUUUGGUCUCAUCGUAACAAUAGUCUUUCUUAUUUUUCUUUUAGCUUCACUUUCAUUCUUUUUUGCUGUUGGAGUUUAUUAUUGCAAGAUUGCUCGGACCAACAAAAAAAUCAGAAAAGAAAAGAAGAAAAGAGAAGAUUCUCGUAAACUAUUAAAUUUACAAGAAGAUAUUGAUGGCGAAGAUGAAGAGACAAUGGCCGCCGUUGCAGGCGGAGUCCCUCCAUCAACUUCGUACAUUAACGGAGGUUUCAAGGAGGAGGGGGACGAGGAAGAGAAAGAAGAGGACGAGGAGGAAGAAAGUGAUGAUAGUUCACUGAUGAAUGUUGCUAUUAUACCUAAAGUAACCAUUGAAGGACAACGAGAGGCCUCAACUACCGAGCAAUAUGUUAUAAAAAUGGAGAAAAAGACUAAAGAAGAAAUACCUGCAAGUGUAGUCACGGAAACAACAGGAGCUAGUCAGGCUUCAAACGACAAAGUUCAAGUUGUUCCUGUUGAAGUUACUGCAGUCGUUGAAGAAGGCGGAUCAUCAGACACUAGUACUGAGGAAGAAGAAGAAGAACAAGAAGAUGCUCCUGCAGCCGGAAAAAGAGAUGAACCUAUUGCAAGAAAGCCAUUCCUUGAACCGCAAGAGCUCCAGGAGUUAGUGAGAAACUUUGAAAGUUUUCAUUUAGAGGACAACGCUAAAGAAUCCAUCAUUGGAAAAGAAUACAAAGAUAUCCCAAUGCUAUUGCAGGACAUGUCAAUAUGGCCGCCUGAUACCUAUUCAAAAAAUAGAUACAGAAACGUUAUACCAAAUAAGAACACUGCUGUCACGCUGUCAGGAGAAUCCAUUGCUGAUCGAUACAUUAACGCAAACUUCAUCGACGGUUACAAUGGAAUGGAAAAGGCUUAUAUCUGUGCACAAGCUCCAAUAUACGAUACAAUUCCUGAUUUCUGGAGGAUGAUUUGGGAAUGUAAUGUUAACACUGUAGUCAUGCUCUGCGGAAUAUUUGAGGGAGGAAAGAAUAAAUGUGCAAAAUACUGGCCGCCUCCUGACACCAAUGACACGGAAUAUUACGGACCGUUUACAGUGAGGAACAACUAUGAAGAGGUUUUGCCUUUUUAUAAAGUGGUAUACCUCUCAGUAUCUAUCAACAGCGAUGAGGCUGAGCGUGACGUGAUGUUAUUUAUAUUUCAAGGCUGGCCUGAUUUCGGAGUUCCUGAGCAGGCUGGCCCCAUUCUUGAAUUUCAAGAAGCUGUUACUAUUAAUCACACUGGUGGUCCUCUUCUGGUUCACUGCAGUGCGGGUGUGGGUCGCAGUGGAACUUACAUUGCAGCUGACAUUGGGAUACAGCAGUACAACGCUGAGAAGACUGUUGAUCCGUACGGGACUGUUGUGAAGCUUAGGAAGCAGAGAGGCGGAAUGAUACAAAGUUUUGACCAGUAUGCAUUCCUCCAUAUUGUUCUUGCUAACUACAUAUCAAAGAACCCGUAGAAGAAGCAAACCAAGACUGCGAAACUUGACCCAAUUUUACCCCUUCACUUAAAUAAAACUUUAUAUUAAGAACACUUAUAUCAUACAUAGUUGUAUUAUUAUUUAUUAGUACAUAUAUAUAUAUAUAUAUACUCACACAUUAAGAUGUAGUACUCACACACACAAAGUAUCAUAUUUAAACAUCUCCCCCUCCUA
Molecule: messenger RNA, 2959 nt
Organism: Amphimedon queenslandica
Lineage: Eukaryota; Metazoa; Porifera; Demospongiae; Haplosclerida; Niphatidae
Product: tyrosine-protein phosphatase non-receptor type 21-like
Exons: 24
Coding region: 395-2764 (789 amino acids)
Biological process (GO): protein dephosphorylation
Molecular function (GO): protein tyrosine phosphatase activity
Source: RefSeq, a predicted model, not a curated record